Acanthaster planci (crown-of-thorns starfish) is the source of this 5607-nucleotide messenger RNA. RefSeq names its product beta-parvin-like. Gene Ontology annotation, cellular component: focal adhesion; actin cytoskeleton; cytoplasm. Gene Ontology annotation, molecular function: actin binding. NCBI's taxonomy places the organism in Eukaryota, Metazoa, Echinodermata, Asteroidea, Valvatida, Acanthasteridae. The record is from RefSeq and is a predicted model, not a curated record. Gene Ontology annotation, biological process: establishment or maintenance of cell polarity regulating cell shape; actin cytoskeleton organization; substrate adhesion-dependent cell spreading.
AUUACAUUAUUAUUGGGCACUAUAUGUGAUUGUGUCAUAGAGUUAGAUCUAACUAUAGACCUGGUUCUAUGAUGAUCUAACUAUAUGGAUAGUGCCCAUGUCGACGUGUGUACGUUGGCCUCACAAAACUCCAAACUAUUUCACGAGAGGGCGGCAAAAAUCUUACUCACUGUCAAAAUUUGGAAGAUGGCGUCGUCUCCGACCAAAACUUCGACUUUGAAGAAGGAGAAAAAAGAAGAGUCUUUCCUCGAAAAAGUCACAACACUUGGCAGGAGGAAAAAGAUUAAGGACCUCAAAGAAGUGAAUGACCUGAACAGCGAUGGCAGGAAUGCCCUGGAGGCACCAGCCAGCCCUGUGGAGCUGACCCCAGACAACUUCAUCCUCGAGAAUGGAGAGGAGAGGUCGAUGAUUGAGCCAGACUCCAGAGAGGACCCCAAACUCAAGGAGCUUAUACAGGUGCUGAUGGAUUGGAUCAAUGAGGAGAUGAAAGAACAAAGAGUCAUUGUGCGAGAUCUUGAGGAGGAUCUCUACGAUGGACAGAUUCUGGGGAACCUCUUAGAGAAACUUGCAGGGAUCAAGCUGGAGGUUCGGGAGGUGAUGCAGUCGGAAGUCUUCCAGAAGCAGAAGCUGCAGGUGGUGCUGGACACGGUCAACAAGCUCAUGAGUCUUCCCCGAUGGAACCAACAGAAGUGGAGUGUGGACAGUAUCCACUCCAAGAAUCUUAUAGCAAUCCUCCACCUCUUGGUGGCGCUCGCGUUUCAUUUCAAGGCGCCGAUCAGAAUUCCGGAGUAUGUGUCAGCAAAAGUCGUCGUGGUUCAGAAAAAAGACAAUCUGCUGGUCACCAACAGAGUCACGGAAGAAAUCACUACAACAAAUGAGGCAAUCGGAGGGAGAUUUGAGAGGGAUGCAUUUGACACACUCUUUGACCAUGCACCGGAUAAACUCAAUGUUGUGAAGAAGUCUCUCAUCAGUUUUGCUAACAAACACCUUAACAAGCUCAACCUGGAAGUCACAGAUCUCGACAAUCAGUUUCAUGAUGGUGUGUAUUUCAUCUUGUUAAUGGGACUCCUAGAAGGUUACUAUGUACCCCUCUACCACUACCACGUCACGCCAAUGCUCUUUGAAGAAAAGGUUCACAACGUAUCAUUUGCUCUUGACCUCAUGGAUGAUGCUGGACUACCUAAAGCUAAAGCAAGGCCAGAGGAUGUAGUCAACCUCGACCUGAAGUCAACAAUGCGAGUCCUGUACAACAUUUUCACCAAGUACAAGCAUCUGACAUAGGGGCCAGCCGAGGGGGCUUAUUUGCUCUUUGCAACAUAGACAACUCACUCUUGCCUGUCUUUAGAGGGCGACUUAUAGCCACUACUGUAAAGUUACAUUAUUUUCAUUUGUAAAAAAAAACUGCUUCAGUUAAUAUUUAGUACUGUUUGGUGGAUUUUUCUCCCCAACCUUUAACAAUCUCAGUUGAAUUGAUAAGAAGAAAAAAGGUCUGAACUUUUCAUGUUAAAAUAUUACUGUAAAAAAGAUAGAGAGUAAAGAUUAGAUGGACAAACAGAUUAGUAUAUCAAAUGAAAACAAGCUUUUCCGAGUUCUUUGAAGCUGGGAAAUGUAUUAAGGUCUGAAGUUGCAUUUUAGCUCAAUACAUGUGUACACUGUAGAUUAAAUAUUGCAGCUGUUGUGGCCUACCCUCUAAACUUGUAAUCCCCUCCCCCCAAGCACCUUUGUAAAAAAGAAAGCCUCUCUUCAUGCAGGUACCUUUUGUAUUGCAUAUAAUUUAAUUUUUGGUUUGGUGAUGGAUAUGAUUUGAACUCUUGUGUUCAGACUGAUUCCAAAGCUAGGGUUUGGGAUAUGGGAAUUGCUGCUGAGACAAUCAAGGAAAUUUGACAGCUUUUGAGGGUCUUGUCGAAGUUUGCACACGCAUUUGUUUGAUGCAGAAGGCACGGUUUUUGCCCGACUGUUUACAGACCAUGCAAGGUACACUCAACUCUCUCUACAAGCUAGAUUGCCUAGUAACUGUAGCCUUGUUGCCAGAGGACUGGAAAAACAAAGUUACAGCGUCCUUUAAACGAAGAGUCGAUUGUACCCUUACCUGCUCUUAAACGUGGUGCAGGAGGAGUUAAGUUUGAGAAAGACGAUAUUUUAAGAGUAUGUGGGUUUGGGAUUUAUGGUGUAAUGUUAGACUGCGGGACCUGAAAAAAAUGCCCCCUUUGUGUUUGUCUGGGGAUCUCUGGUCAGUUUGUGUGUGUGUGUUCUUUUUUAAUUGAGGGGGGUUUUGUUAUGUCAAAUUUAUGUCAUAGAAACGUUUAACCAAACUAAAAGUCUUCUGUAAAAUGAGUGAACUUAUCGCAUGAGUUUCACUCACAAAAGCAGAUAGUGUUUCCGCUAGGCUCGUGUAUUUCCGUAGGUCCCUAUUGGCAGAAAUUUUGUCACCUAAUGUCCCUGCAUUAAGCAUCAGUGAUUUUUGUGAUGGGACUUGGUACGACCCAGAUUUGGUUCUGAUUACUUUAAAGUCUAAUUGUCAAACACAUCAAAGAGAAAUCAUGAUGUGAUUUGUUUGCUGGGGUUUUUUUUUCAUGAAUGAUUUCCCGCAACACUCGACACUCUCCUGCGAUAAAGAUUAGUACCAGUAGUUGUCUAGUUCCUUGAAUUUUUCCGCAGGUUGGGGAACUUCACUCUGCAUAUCCCCUCCUCCUGUCAUGAAAAACUCGAGGAUAAAUUUCUGCCUCCACCCAUAGGGUUUUUCCUUUAACCCGCUUUUGCCACUUCCGUCUAUCAUAGGCCUAGUUGUGUGUGCCGCGCCUUCUCUUGAGACGACCAAGGUAAGUCAUUCAAUGAGGUCAAUGUAUUACAGUUUAAUAUUACUUCCUGUCAUGAACUCGGCACCGUUAAUGAGAAAGUGUUCAGAGUCUUCAUCGGGACCCUUCCACAAGGCAUUUGGGGUCCGUCUACCGCUGCGUGUCCAAACAUGUCUCGGAAUUCUGAUAAAAUGGCCUGAAAAGUCACAGGGAGACGUGCACAUCCGGAUCUGUUUAUGAUUUUUUUUUUCAUCACAAGUGGAAAUGCACUGAAUCAAACACAAAACUUGACACAACCCAACAGGACGAGUCGCAGGUCACCAGAGUUGCUAUCAAAGGUACAUGUACUGGCCCCUAAACGAUUUUGCACUGUGGAAAUCAAGCAAAUCUAUCAGCGUCGUAUCCUACAUCUGUGUUCACAAAGAUGUCAAUUGUAAAGUGAUAUUCCAGAAUGGAAACCUUAGGAUCGCUACUUCACUUCUGAAUGAAAAAAAUAAUAAUUUUUUAAGAUGUAGGCCUACUUGAGACAGUUUCGGAGAAAUUCUUAGCAUGUCACUCUCCAAGCGAAGCUUUAAAAAUUUGCAACAUUGUCUUACGCUACUCAAAAAAGUUAAAGACCUUUAAUUUGUUUAUACUUCUUAUGUUAGAUAUUUUACUGCUGAAAAUACCUUCUUACAACUGUCUAAUUUUAAUUUUUUUUAUUCCAAGGAGAACACUAUCUCUUGACAAAAGGUGAAAGAACUAGACCCCACUCAUUGCUUGAAAAAAAUUACAAGCUAAGAAGUGGUCCUUAACUUUUUGAGUAGUAUAUUUGUGAGAACGCUUCGCUGUAUUACAGGGUGCAGUUGGGGGAAAAGUUUACAUACACUCGGUAGAAAAACAGUUUUCCUAAAUUUGUCGCUGUUUGAAAUAGUUUUGCCAACUGUUUCUUUAGGAGGUCAGACAAAGUAUAUCUCAACUUAAUGUUCGAAGUGUGUGCUUCAGUUGUCAUUUAUUAUGGUUCAAAAUAUUAAUGUUUCUGAAAAAUUAUUUUGUGAAAAUUAACAUUUACCCCCUUAGGCCUAUUUUCGUUUAAAAAACACCAGAAAUUGGUCCAAUGCGACAAUGAGAUGUGACAAAAAUACAGAAAGUGGCAGUAAAUUUUAGGGUUGGAGUAUGUAAAAGUUUGAUUUCUUUGUAAAUAUAAAUAUGAAUCAUACAUUUAUCUCUGGAUGUUUUUAUUUGACGCAUACACCAUGUACAUUACGUAGAAACUUAUCUUCAAGUUGGUAGGAAUGAGUAAAGUUGUGAAAUUUGAGGCAAACGUUUCGUUCUUUCAGGUGUAUGUCAACUUUUUGCCCCAGCUGGAAAUUGAAAUACCCAUUGCCGUAAAGGACACGGAUCUCAAAGUCUCUUGUGGCAGAAAUGCAAAAUUUCUGGUCAUAGGUUAAUUUGAAUCACAUUUCAUUUCAUAAAUUGCUGGACGAGAUGAGGAGAUUUGUAGGUUGUAUACAUGUAUUAUAUUCUUAUCUGAUGUCUGCUAAGUGUUGUAACAAAAGUAAUCCGUGUCAGAUUGUAUUUCAGACAGUGAUACCCCUUUGCUUUUCAUGGGUUAGCGCGUAGUUGCUGUUAUUUGCUUCACUCGGACAAAUCCCAUUAUUUAUUUCUUUUGACAAAUGCUAGUUACCUGCAUACACGCAACAGUCGUAUUGGCUAUAAAUUGUAUUAUAUAUCACAUAGCAACAUUAUGACAUUAUGCAACCAAAUCAGGAAUGAUUCCUAAAAGUGUUACGAAUGCACAAAGGUGUGUUAUUAACAUCCAUUUAUGACUUCUUUGUUUUUAAGUCAACAAAUAGAUUGCCAGUUGUGGGUUCCAACGCAUUACCUGUAUAUUUUAAAGUGUAUCAUUGGUGCUGUUCUUCCUUUUCAUCAGUCUCCCGAUCAGCGUUUAUUUUCAUAGAGACAAGAUAUUCAAAUUAAUAUUUAUGACAGGUAAUACAUGUUUAAGGUUGUAGAUAUCUCGGUAGAAACUAACCACAUUACUUAUUGAUUAUUUCGAAUGUCGGUGCAAACCAAGGCGGUUUCAGUUGGGGGAGGGUGAUUUUCAUUCAAUUCGAAAAGCUUUUAUCCUCUCUCGUAGACUGUCUCUUCAACCCCCCAGGGUGUAUGUAAAAUCAUAUUGAAAUUGGAGGAUUUGGGACUAUUAGGGUUACGUCUGUUCUGGGGGUCGGCGAUUUUUGCUGUUAUGUGCUCUUUUCAGAAUCCCGUACAAGUGAAUGGACUUCUAAAGGGGAUUUGUUGGUUGAAAUCGUUGAAUUAUUUGUGUGACAGGUGAACGGGUCAUUUAGUGAAUCUUCAGCCAGUUCACUCCGUAAUACUUUUGAUAAUCACUAGAUUGUGUCGAUUUUCCUGGUUUGCCAUCGAUAUUUAUAAUAAUAGUUUAAAAAGUUCCACUUCUUGGUUGCUUUCCAUUCGGGAGGAAAUUUACAACAAACCUGAGCAGGAGCUAAAAAAUUGAUUGAAUUGCUUCUUCAUGUGGUCUUUGAAUGUUUAAUUCAAUAUAAUUAUCUUCCUUAAAUUGUUUAUUUUUCUUUCUGAAAAUUAUGGAUUCUGAUAUCCACCAAAACCUUGAGCAAAUGAAAUCAACCAAACAAUUCAGUCAAUUGGAGGUCACAUGGUACAUUUGUGGAAGAAAUUAAAUCUUUGGAAUGAGUAUUGGAUUCGACAGCCGCUGUAUAUAAACAUUCAAAGUGAUUCAUUAGGUAAUUUAUAACCGUAAUGUAUAUUUUUACAACAUUAAACAAGCAAGUUUGUCAUGGAUAUUACAAAUGCA